This is a messenger RNA of Mizuhopecten yessoensis (Yesso scallop), 483 nucleotides long. Its product is annotated as GTP-binding protein SAR1-like. The record is from RefSeq and is a predicted model, not a curated record. The transcript has 4 exons. Lineage: Eukaryota; Metazoa; Mollusca; Bivalvia; Pectinida; Pectinidae. The annotation marks the transcript as partial. Gene Ontology annotation, cellular component: COPII vesicle coat; endoplasmic reticulum exit site. Gene Ontology annotation, molecular function: GTP binding; GTPase activity. Gene Ontology annotation, biological process: endoplasmic reticulum to Golgi vesicle-mediated transport; membrane organization; intracellular protein transport.
UGCUAUGUCAGCGCCAGCCAAGCAAUCGCUAAUGAUAUUGUGUUUUCUUCCAGUAUAAAUAUCUUGAAAUACCAACUAUAGCACAACUUUAACCUUUUACACACGAAACUAGAACGGCAUUGCCAGCGUCCAGGACAAUACUUCAACAAAACCAUGUUUCUCUGGGAUUGGAUGCAGUCAGUUCUGCAAUUUUUCGGCUUCAAUAGAACCGCUAAGAUCAUGAUUGUUGGACUGGACAACGCGGGCAAGUCCACCCUACUGACCAUGCUGAAGACAGGACGUGCUGUGCAGUUCCCGCCGACAGGCCAGGCACGAUGUGAAGAGAUGACUAUUGGUGGACUUACCAUACAGGCAUACGAUCUCGGCGGACAUAUGACAAUGCGGAGAGUUUGGCUGGAUUACUUCCCCGCUGUAGAUGGGAUUGUUUACAUCAUCGACUCGGCAGACAGAGAGAGACUCCAGGAGAGCAAAAACGAACUUUCG